ACACACACACACACACACACACAGAGGACCAUCCCAUCUUGUUCAUCCCAUCCACAUGCUGUAACAGAGAACCAGAAGGAGAAACAGAAGGACACAGAGGAACUUUAUUCUCUUUAGUUUCUAUUCCACUUCCCUUCACUGAUCUUCUCCGUGAUGUGUACAGGAACAUGUUCUCGGUUUGUUGCUGGGGGUCUGUACCCCCUGGCCCUCAUCUCCAUUAUCUGCAACAUCAUUCUGUUUUUUCCUGACUGGAAGGUGACAUACGCCAAGGAUGGAUACUUAACCGAGGAAGUGAAGUACAUGGGAGGACUGGUCGGAGGAGGACUCAUGGUUAUAGCUCCAGCUCUGUUUAUUCAUGUCACUGGGAAGAAAGGAUGCUGUGCUAACCGAUGUGGGAUGUUUGUGUCCAUCCUGUUUGCAGCAGUAGGAGUGUGUGGCGCCAUCUACAGUUUUGCAGUUGCCAUGUUGGGACUGAUUAAUGGGCCGUACUGUAAAGUGGUCCUGAUGUGGAUGACUCCAUUCAAAGACAAAUCAGACAGUUACCUGAAGAACAGGGACAUGUGGGGUUUGUGUACUGAACCGAAGAACGUGGUGGAGUUUAAUGUGGGUCUGUUCUCCACUCUGAUCGUCUGCAGCACUCUGCAGAUCAUCCUGUGUGCAUCUCAGAUGAUCAACGGCCUCAUGGGCUGCAUCUGUGGAGCCUGUGUGGAUAAAGGGCCUCUGUAACGUGUGUGACGUAACGAGUCGAGGAACAGUUUCAUCCUGAACGUGUGAAUAAUGCGAGUGAAUCUAACACACGUCUGUUCCAGCGAUCAUCUGCCUGAUCUCUUUUUCUCCUGAUAAUCUGUUCAGCUUCAUUUAUUAUUACUGACGUUUAAACUCUUCCUUUUAAUAACCACAAUAAAGCUGUUUAUAUUCAGAGGAA
Silurus meridionalis is the source of this 925-nucleotide messenger RNA. It is a transcript of the gene tm4sf21a, whose product is annotated as transmembrane 4 L six family member 21a. The record is from RefSeq and is a predicted model, not a curated record. The transcript is spliced from 5 exons. Gene Ontology annotation, cellular component: membrane. NCBI's taxonomy places the organism in Eukaryota, Metazoa, Chordata, Actinopteri, Siluriformes, Siluridae. Bases 154 to 726 code for a protein of 190 amino acids.